ACAAUUCGCUGACAAUGCUGUCAGCAUGUUCGUUUACUACCACAUAGGAACGCCCAAAUCUUGCUUUCCUGUGUUACCACCCUCGAAUUAAUAAAAUGGGCAGAUACUAGCCGUAGUAUGGGAGUAGCGUAAGAGUCGAGGUGGUUUUCUUUAAAGUUAAGAACGAGCUUGGCGCUGGUCCCCAGGAAACUGUGCGACGCCUCAGGACUCGUUAGCAUGGCGCUGCCCUUCUCGAAGGACCUGGAGAAGUACAAGGACGUCAACGAGGAUGAGCUCCUGAACAAGCUGACUGAGGAGGAGCUUAAGCAGCUGGAAUGUGCUCUGGAGGAACUGGACCCAGAGAAUGCACUGCUGCCAGCAGGCAUGCGUCAGAAGAGCCAGACCAGCAAGGCUGCCACCGGCCCCUUGGACAGGGAACGCCUGCUGAGCUUCCUGGAGAAGGAGGCGAUGGAGCACCAGGACCGGGAAGACGUAGUUCCGUUUAAGGGCGAGAAGAAAGGCAAAGUUUGGGUGCCGAAGCAGAAGCCAGUUGAAGCUCACCAGGAGGACACGACCACACUGGACCCAGAACUGGAAGAAGCCCUUUCGGGGGCCACAAACACGGAGCUGUGCGACCUGGCGGCUAUUCUUGGAGUACAUACCCUGGUGACUAAUGCACAGAGCUACGAUGGCACCUGCAGUAAAGGAGGCUACAGCAAUGUCAUCAAGGGGGAGACGGUGAAGCCGGUCUUCGACGAGCCGCCCAACCCCACCAACGUGGAGGAGACCCUGCAGAGGAUCAAGGCCAACGACCCAACUCUGAAGGAGGUCAACUUGAACAACCUCAAGAACAUUCCCAUCCCGACACUGAAGGACUUUGCCAAAGCCAUGGAAAAGAACACUCACGUGAAGAAGUUCAGCCUUGCGGCAACUCGGAGCAACGAUCCCAUUGCUGUGGCCUUUGCUGACAUGCUGAGGAGCAACAAGACCCUGAAGAGUCUGAACCUGGAGUCCAACUUCAUCACCAGUGCUGGUGUUCAGGCCCUGGUGGAGGCGCUGCGGGAUAACGACACGCUGACAGAAAUCAAGAUCGACAAUCAGCGACAGCAGUUGGGGACCAAGGUGGAGAUGGAAAUUGCCAAGAUGCUGGAGAGCAACCAUAGCAUCACCAAGUUCGGCUACCAUUUCACCCAGCAGGGCCCAAGGGCGCGGGCAGCGGCUGCUGUCACGAAGAACAAUGAUCUAGUUCGCCGAAAGCGGGUGGAAGGCGACGCGUAGAUCUUCGGGCGGCUCAUCCGUGUCCCGCCCGGCUGUGGACUCCGCCACCUCCCACUAUCCUGCAGUCAUGUGCCAAACUUCAAGGCGUGACCUCCUUAACCCAGGAACAAGGGGACUGACUGGAAUCCGCCCUCUUUCAUUCUCGCUCCUCCUGUCAUAGUUCACUCCUGUAGUUUCGUCUCUCUUUCUCUUGCCCAUGCGUGUAUCACCUGCGGCCAUCUGCAGGGGGAGCUGCUUGUAGGGCAGGACCUGGGGGAGGGACUUCAUCUGGAGGGCAGUUCUGUCAUUUUAUUUCUUUGAAAUAGUUUUUAAUAUUGUGAAGCUGAGGCCCAACAAAAGGCCAGGUUAUGAACCCAAGGAGUGUAUGUGUGCGUGCCUGUGUGUGUAUGUGUGUUCUGUGUGAGAGAGAACUGAUGUCAUUCCAUCAACUUACUCAUUAUACUUGGGACACUAAUCUCCUUCUGCAACUUUUCCAUCUGCCUGACUGUGCUCUUUGACUGUAGCUGUGUGUUUGCCUGUGCUUCUGCUGGUUGGGCAUUUUAUUGAAUUAAUUGUGAAAAUCAUAUGGAACUGAUCUCUGCAACGGCUGUUAAAUGACCCCACCUGCGGGUCCCGGGACCUACGAAGCCAUGUGUUCACCCCCCCUGCGGGCCCCGGGACCUUGGAAGCCGUGUGUUCACCCCGCCUGCGGGCCCCGGGACCUACGAAGCCAUGUGUUCACCCUGCCUGCGGGCCCCGGGACCUUGGAAGCCAUGUGUUCACCAAGCCUGCAAGCACAGGCCUUUGGAUUCUGUAGCGUGGUAGCUUGAGCUUCUGCAGACAUUAAUCUGCUUGGUUCUGGUUCUCUGGUGCAGCGGCACCGCUCAAGGCGACCCUCAGACACGUUCAUAGGGCACCAUGCGGGCAGCCAAAAAGCUUAUGGACCAAGUAGCAUGAGUAUUAAUUUAAAAGGAAGAAGUGUCAGACCAUCCAACUAUCUAGUUCUAUGCUAUAGAUGACCAUUCCGAGGAUGCUCGUCAUUGCCUCUGUCUCUUUAACGUGCUGAGUAUCUUGCAUGCAGUGAGUGUUCCUCCCCUGUCUGUGUGGGUGUUUUCUCACCAAGCCUGUGCAAGGCGAGAGCUCCGAAACCUGCUACACACAAAAAGAAAUAAAAAAUCCUCCAAGCUGCUGUUUCUCUAGAGUGGUGUUUCCCAGUGUGGUCCUUGGGGGCCCACAGCCUGCCAGCCAGCUCCCUCCCAGCUGGACUGUCUGAUGGGAGCAGGAAGAUGGACUGACUGUGGGUCCCCGAGGACCAAAUUGGGAAACGCUGGUCUACAGAAUGUAAAUUUUGAAGCAAAAUAAAUGCGGGCAUAUUCUGAACGGUUCCACUCAUCUGGUGGCUUCGCAUCGGCGCGCUGUAAGGAUGCAUGGGGGUGUUUAUGUGCCCUAAAUGUGAAAACCCAGACCGUCAAACCCAGACCGUCAGACAUUGCCCCAAGCUGCUGCCUCCAAUGUCCGUAAAACACUGGUGUGGAAAUGGCUUCUGCGUACCUCUGACCUGUUUUUAUUUUUAUUUUUUUUAACCAAUUCCCAGACCUUUUCGUGAAUUGUAAAAUGUUCUUUUAAGAUGUUUUAUAGUUUUGUUAAUAAACCAUCUUUCUCUCAAACCA
Messenger RNA from Paramormyrops kingsleyae, 2906 nucleotides. RefSeq names its product tropomodulin-2-like. Gene Ontology annotation, biological process: pointed-end actin filament capping; actin filament organization; muscle contraction. Gene Ontology annotation, cellular component: striated muscle thin filament; cytoskeleton; myofibril. Gene Ontology annotation, molecular function: tropomyosin binding. The record is from RefSeq and is a predicted model, not a curated record. NCBI's taxonomy places the organism in Eukaryota, Metazoa, Chordata, Actinopteri, Osteoglossiformes, Mormyridae.